Messenger RNA from Miscanthus lutarioriparius, 543 nucleotides. The record is from the annotation of a GenBank genome assembly. NCBI's taxonomy places the organism in Eukaryota, Viridiplantae, Streptophyta, Magnoliopsida, Poales, Poaceae.
AUGUCAAAGCUGGCCGGCACGCUGGCGCGCGUCCUGGCGGAGGCCGUCCUGGGGUGGGGGCGGCCCGCGGCUGGCGAGCGCUUCCCGGAGGGGUGCGACGAGACGACGUGCUUCAUGCGGCUGAACCGGUACCCGCCGUGCCCCAUCUCCGCCGACGCCUUCGGCCUGGUCCCGCACACGGACAGCGACUUCCUCACCGUGCUCUGCCAGGACCAGCAGGUCGGCGGCCUGCAGCUCAUGAAGGGGGACAGGUGGGUGGCCGUCAAGCCAAUCCCCGGUGCCCUCAUCGUCAACAUCGGGGACCUCUUCCAGGCGUGGAGCAACAACAGAUACAAGAGCGUGGAGCACAAAGUGAUGACGAACGCCAAGACGGAGCGCUACUCCGUUGCCUACUUUCUCUGCCCGUCCUACGACUCGCCGAUCGGCACGUGCGAAGAGCCUUCUCUUUACAGGUCAUUCACCUUCGGAGAGUACAGGCGAAAGGUGCAAGAAGAUGUCAAGAGAACCGGGAAGAAGGUCGGCCUCCCUAAUUUUCUCGUGUAA